Messenger RNA from Caenorhabditis angaria, 12243 nucleotides. Lineage: Eukaryota; Metazoa; Nematoda; Chromadorea; Rhabditida; Rhabditidae. The record is from the annotation of a GenBank genome assembly.
CUGUGUUCUCUGAGCAAAACGGUUGUUAAUAAGAUUAUCUCUUGGCUAAGGACUAGGUAGUUUUUUUUCUGAGCAUGCUCUAUUCAGAAUUGAUGAAAUAUAAAAAAGUGAAUUAUUUUGUAGACGGCGUCGCGGAAAACGGAAAGAGAUGCCGAAUGACGCGGACGUCGAUAAUCCGUCGACUUCGAAAGAUCAACCGAGUUCGUCGAGGAAGAAAGAGGGUUGGUUUUGGGGGGGCUUUCCUCGGGCCUUAUAGUGUAUGUUGCACUCUCAACAUCAUAAGCUCCUCUUUAGGGCUGAUUCACGGGCGAAAAAUGGUUUUUUAACAUUGCAAAAAAAUUUACGGAAAGUCAAAAAAUGUCGAAAAAACUUUGUAGGUCAAAAUUAGUUUUUCAAGGUUUUUCAGCCAAAAAUGAUGACAAUUCCAAAUUUUUGAAGCUUCUGGAGUGAUUUCUGAUGAAAAUAAGCAGUGGGAACCCUAUUUCACCUCAUUUUUAGAACUUAUUCGAAAUUCAACGUUUUUUAUUUUACGAAAAAUCAGCAAAAAUUCUGAAAAGUGAAUUCCAAGGUCAAUUUUAAUCAGAAAUCACUCCAGAAGCUUAAAAAAUCUCGAUUUGUCAUCAUUUUUGGCUGAAAAACCUUGAAAAAUUAAUUUUGACCCACAACGUUUUUUUACUUUUCGUGAAUUGAUCUCUCAAUGUUAAAAAAAACAUUUUCUAAAAUUUUUUCCGUUCAUGAAUCGGCCCUAUUGAUUCGGUCCAAAGUGGGAACUUCUGCUGAAGACCACCUAAAAAUUUAUUUUUGAAAUAACACAGGAAAAUUUAUGAGUAAAGAAAAUACGUGAACGUGAUCUGGUUUUUUUUCACCAGCAUAAAAAGUGGGGCGAACCCAACCGCAGUUCUAGGUUUUUGACUAGUGGGAACUGUUCUGGUGAGUACCUAUUUUGGAGUGAUGACCAUUUAAAUGGAAACUGUUUCAACUUUCAUAAAUUAUACGUUUCGUAGUAUUUUUCGACACGCUGCUCACGACCCCGCUGUCUAAAAUUGCUAAACUCAACUCCUAUUAUGAGAAAACUAGCUUUUUGAAAAAAUUCAUUUUGAUUCUAUCAGAUUUGCUUGAGAAUCAGUUUUUAAAGCUAGUUUUCAGCUCCUAAAAUACCGUUUUUUUGAAUUUCGCCACGUCAUAACUCAUGAUAGGGGUUGAGUUCUGCAAUUUUAGACGACGGAAUAGUGAGCAGCGAGUCGAAAACUACUAGAAAAAGUACAAUUUAAAAUAUAUGGUGGACGUUGAAACAGCUUCCUGGUUCGAUAAUCUAAUUUUUCUGAAAAACCCCAGCCUUUUUCUAGUCUGUCCAGUUGACGGUCAUUUUGUGUUUUAUCAGUUGCUUUUCGCAAAAAAACGUAACUUUCAUUUUCAUUGAGAAAAAAAGGAGAGCUGUAACUUUUCUCUUUGCUAUUCACUGAUAAAAAACGCUUAUGAUAAAAAAAAAGCCCACCACAAAACAAAAAAAUGUCGCCGAAUAGUCUGUCAAUUCUAAUUCUAGAAAAUACCCCCCGAAAAUUGCAUCGAAAAUGUGCGUCAUCAUCGAGUAGCGAAGAAGAGGAUGAAGUUGAGGAGAAUGAGCGAGCGACGCGGAAACGCGAGCGGAAUGAACGCGACGGACCACUGGAAGGGUUGAAGGAGAUGGUUUGUUCCAAGUUUCGUGUGAUUGUUUCGCAAAAUCGGCGGAGGAUUAAGACGGAUGGAUUUGAUUUGGAUUUGACGUGUGAGUUUCGGGGGAGGAAUUUUUCAGGGGACGGCAUUUUUUUUUGCUCAAAAAAAUAUCUCGCAGCGAAAAUGUUUUAAUGAAAAAAAAAUACCAAAAAAUAAGGAAAAAAUAUAGUUUUUGUUUUUUUAUAUUUUUGUACAGAAUUUUUCAGAAAAUUCCUAUUUUAAUUUUUUUUGCACAAAAAUGAACUAAAAAUCGAGAAUUUUCUGGAUUUCCCUAGCAAUUUUUGUACAGUUUUUCUUCACAAAAAUACUGUUUUCCCUGUUUUGCUGCGUGACUCCACAAAGAGCACAAAAAUGAGCCAAAAUUCGAGAAUUUUCUGGAAAAUCUCCUUUUUUGAGAGCCCAUAAUUAAUGUUAAAGAAGUUUUUCGGUUUUCCAGAAAAUUUCCAAAUUUUGGCUCAUUUUUGUGCUCUUUAUAGAGUCGCGCAGGAAAACACGGAAAAAUAGUAUUUUUGUGAAGAAAAACUGUACAAAAACACAUUUUUCGUGAUUUUCUGAGAAAAAUUAAAAAAUUUGAAUUUUUCAUAAAAACGGGGAUAGUUCAAUAGAGCGCAUUUGCCAUUUUUGGCUCAAAAUCUAUCAAUUUUGAUGAUUUUGAGCUUGAACAAAUUGCGAUUUCAGCCUAAUUUCAUCGGAAAAGCUGAAAAUUAACGAUUUUCUAACAAAAUUCUGUGAUUUUCAAUUAGAAACUGAAUUUGCGACGCAAAAUUCAUCAGGAAAAAAAAAUGAAAAUUUGAAUUUUUCAUAAAAACGGGGAUAUUUCAAUAGAGCGCAUUUUCUUAAAUCUCUUUUUUCAUUAAAAAAUUUUUUUCGCUGUGCUCUCAAACGCUAAUUUAAUUUUGUCAGCGAAAAAAAAUGGUCACGCGAGAAUGAUUUUUAUUAUUUUUUUCUCGAAAAUGAGAAAAAAAAUGAUUUUAGUGGAAAUUCCCCGUCACGCGACAAUGAUUUUUCUCAAAUCUUGAGCUAUUUUUGAAUCGGGGGAUUUUGGUUUUUGGAAAUUUUGAAAAUUAAAAUGAAAAAAAAAGAUUUAUAGAAUUUUCUGGAAAAAUUUCUUGGGAAAAAUAUGUUUCAGAAAAAUCAGAUUUGAAAAAUGAUGGAUUUUGAGUGAAAAUUGACUAAAAAUGGCAAAUGCGCUCUAUUGAACUAUCCCCGUUUUUAUGAAGAAUUCAAAUUUUCAUUUUUUUUUACCUGAUGAAUUUUGAGCCGCAAAUUCAGUUUCUAAUUGAAAAUUACAGAAUUUUGUUAGAAAAUCGUUAAUUUUCAGCUUUCCGAUGAAAAUGUGAUUUUUGAUUUGAAAUUCGCGAUUUUUCAAGCCAAAAAUCAUCAAAAAUGAUGGAUUUCGAGUCAAAAAUUGCAAAUGCGCUCUAUUGAACUAUCCCCGUUUUUAUGAAAAAUUCAAAUUCUCAAUUUUUUUUCCUGAUGAUUUUUGAGCCGCAAAUUUAGUUUCUAUCUGAAAAUUAUAGAAUUUUGUUAGAAAAUCGAUCAAAAUUGUGAAUUUUCAGCUUUUCCGGUGAAAAUAGGCUGAAAUUGUGAUUUUUCAGGCUAAAACUCAUCAAAAAUGAUGGAUUUUGAGCCAAAAAUGGCAAAUGCGCUCUAUUGAACUAUCCCCGUUUUUAUGAAAAAUUCAAAUUUUCAUUUUUUUUUCAUGAUGAAUUUUGAGCCGCAAAUUCAGUUUCUAAUUGAAAAUUAUAGAAUUUUGUUUGAAAAUCGUUAAUUUUCAGCUUUUUCAAUGAAAUUAGGCUGAAAUCGCCAUUUUUCAAGCUAAAAAUCAUCAAAAAAUGAUGGAUUUUGAGCCAAAAAUGGCAAAUGCGCUCCAUUGAACAAUCCCCGUUUUUAUGAAAAAUUCAAAUUUUCAUUUUUUUAACCUGAUGAAUUUUGAGCCGCAAAUUCAGUUUCUAAUCAAAAAUUAUAGAAUUUAGUUAGAAAAUCGAUCAAAAUUGUGAAUUUUCAGCUUUUCCGGUGAAAUUAGGCUGAAAAUGUGAUUUUUCAAGCUAAAAAUCAUCAAAAAUGAUGGAUUUUGAGCCAAAAAUGGCAAAUGCGCUCUAUUGAACUAUCCCCGUUUUGAUGAAAAAUUCAAAUUUUGCAGACAUCACUGAUCGAAUAAUCGCGAUGGGUUAUCCGGCGAAUGCGACUGAAGCGCUCUAUCGCAACAGCAUGAAGCACAUCAUUCGUUUUCUCGAAAAACGUCAUCGCGAUCAUUACAAAGUGUUCAAUUUGUAAGUUUUCCCCGAUUUCCCAUCCCACGAUCAUUUGUUCCCAAUUAGAACACUGUAUCAGUCACAUCACAUCUUCAGACGUGGACAAUACUCGUACGAUCCGGCGAAUUUCAAGAAUCGUGUCAUAUCGUUCGAGAUGACUGAUCAUCAUCCGCCAAGAUUGGAACUGAUGGCACCGUUUUGUAGAGAGGUAUGUCAAGUUGGGAAGCCUAGACAUCCUAGUUUUCGAGUGGCCGCGCCUAGAGAACCCGUUUGUCUAGCGGGCGAGCCUAGAGAACCUAACUGUCAAGUAUCCGCGCCUUGAAAGCUUAUGUAUCAAGAAUCAGCGUCUAGAGAACCUAAUUGUCCAGGAGCCGCCUCUUGAGAGGUUCCAAAGCAAGUAGUCGAGCUUAGAAAACCUAUGGGUCAAGGAUCCGCGCCUAUAGAACCUAAUUGUCUAGGAGCCGUGCCUUGAAAGCUUAUGUUUCAAGAAUCGUAGGCAAGCCUAGAGAACCUAAUUGUCUGGCAGCAGCGCCUAUAGGACAAAUCUGAUAAGGAAUCGGGCCUUAAGUGCUUCUAUAUGUCAAGUAGCGAAGACUAGCCACCCUAGUUUUCAAGUAGCUGCGCCUUGAGAACCCAAUUGUCAAGAACCCGCGCCUAGAGAAGCACUCUGACAAGAUGCGGCACCUUGAGGCCUUCUAUAACAAGCAGCCGCGUCUAGAAAGGCUAAUUGUAUAGGAGCCGUGCCUUGAGAGCUACUAUUUCGAGUAGCGAAGCCUAGCCACCCUAGUUUUCAAGUAGCCGCGUCUAGAGAACCUGAUUUUCUAGGAUCCGUGCCUAGAGAACCACUUUUACAAGCAUCCACGUCUUGAGAGCUACUAUAUCAAGUGACGAAGACUAGACACCCUAGUUCUCAAGCAGGCGCGCCUAGAGAACCUGAUUGUCUAGGACCAAAAUCUAGAGGGCCUUAAAAAGCCCCAAACCAGGCCUGUGCCGGAAAAUUUCCGGAAUUUUGAACAGGGAAAUUUUUCAAAAUCUGAAAUUUUGAUUCUCAGCCUUAAGUUGGCGCUAAGACUUAUUUUUAACUACAAUUCUUCUAUCUGAGACGUUUUACGUUCAAAAAAUCGUAAAAUUUCAUUUUUUCCUUUCAUAAACUGAGAAAAUUUCCCAAAAUUUUGGAUUUUUUUCCGAAAAAUCGGAAAAUUGAUUUUUCCUUGAAAAAUCCGGAAAAUUUCCGCCACAGGCCUGUCUAGGACCAACAUCUAGAGCCUAAAAGCCCCCAAAAAGCCUAGGUGUCAAGUAGCCGCGCCUAGUUAAUACAUUUAUCAAGCAGGCGAGCCUAGAGAAGCACUCUGACAAGCAUCCGCGCCUUGAGAGCUCCUAUGUCAAGUAGCGAAGCCUAGACACCCUAGUUUUCAAGCAGCUGUGCCUAGAGAGCCUGUUACCAACAUCUAGAAAUCCACUGUGGCCUAAGGCCCUCAAAAAUCCUUGUUCCCAACAUAUUCCCUUCCAGGUCCACGAAUGGAUAACCGAAGAUCCCCGAAACGUUGUCGCCGUCCACUGCAAAGCUGGAAAAGGCCGAACCGGCGUCAUGAUCUGUGCCUAUCUCUCAUAUUGUCAAUUCUAUCCAUCACCCCGUCAAAACAUGGAUUAUUACAGUGUGGUUCGAACAAGAAACAACAAAGGUGUCACAAUCCCAUCGCAACGUAGAUAUGUCUAUUAUUACGAUCAUCUUCGCAAACAUCAUCUCAAUUAUCUUCCACUUCGUGUUCAAUUAAUUGGAAUUUAUAUCGAAAGACCGCCCAGAAGUAAAGGACCACUAAUGAAAGAUCAAUUGAGCCUCAGAAUUGCCAAUGGUGAUGUUGAUGUUUAUUAUGGACAACCAAUGAAUAUCAGUGAUGAAACUUGGGCUGAAGAGGAAUUGGCUUGGAGUGGAGGAAAUGUGAUUGCGAGCGGCAAAGAUUCGUAUGAUCCCAAUGAUCCGUGUGAAAAUGAUGUGAUAUCGCGAAGAGCCUACGGUUGGACGGUGCCUGCUUCGAAGCCGGUGUUUCUUGAGGGAGAUGUUCGAGUGGAUUUGUAUGUGCAUCGGAAGUUUAUCAAUAUUUUUACGUCGACUGGGAGAAAUAAGGUAAAAUUCGCGAUUUUUUGAGCUAAAAAUCAUCAAAAAUGAUGGAUUUCGAGGCAAAUGCGCUCUAUUGAAAUAUCCCCGUUUUUAUGGAAAGUUUAAGUUUUCAUUUUUUUUUCCUGAUGAAUUUUGAGCCGCAAAUUAAGUUUCUAAUUGAAAAUGUGAUUUUUGGUUUGAAUUCGCGAUUUUUUGAGCUAAAAAUCAUCAAAAAUGAUGGAUUUUGAGCCGAAAUUGACUAAAAAUGACAAAUGCGCUCUAUUGAACUAUCCCCGUUUUUAUGGAAAAUUCAAAUUUUCAUUUUUUUUUUCUAAUGAAUUUUGAGCCGCAAAUUCAGUUUCUAAUUGGAAAUUAUAGAAUUUGGUUGGAAAAUCGUUGAUUUUCAGCUUUUCCGGUGAAAUUAGGUGAUUUUUUAUUUCAAAUCGCCAUUUUUUUGCGCUAAAUAUCAUCAAAAAUGAUGGAUUUCGAGCCGAAAUUGACUAAAAAUGGCAAAUGCGCUCUAUUGAAAUAUCCCCGUUUUUUCGAAAAAUUCCAAUUUUCAUUUUUUUUUUGACUGAUGAAUUUUGAGUCGCAAAUUCAGUUUCUAAUUGAAAAUUAUAGAAUUUUGUUGGAAAAUCGAUCAAAAUUGCGAUUUUUUAGCUUUUCCGAUGAAAAUGUGAUUUUUGAUUUGAAAUCGCGAUUUUUCAAGCUAAAAAUCAUCGAAAAUGAUGGAUUUCGAGCCAAAAAUGGCAAAUGCGCUCUAUUGAACUAUCCCCGUUUUUAUGGAAAAUUCAAAUUUUCAUUUUUUUCCUGAUGAAUUUUGAGCCGCAAAUUCAGUUUCUAAUUGAAAAUAACAGAAUUUUGUUGGAAAAUCGAUCAAAAUUGUGGAUUUUCAGCUUUUCCGACUUGAAUCACUAAUUGGAAGCUUCUCAAAAAUGUGAUUUUUUGAUUUUUUUUUUACAAAAUUAUGUUUUUUUCGACUUGAAUCAUCCCAUAAAUUUUCUGAAAAAUGUUUCAUGAAAAAAAAUCAAAAUUAUUUUUGCAGCUCGGUCACAUUUGGUUCAAUACAAUGUUCACAUGUGCUGGUGGAUGUGGUGGAGAACCAUAUAUUCAUGGAGAUGAAGCUCAUCCAUAUCCAGAAGGCGAGACAACAAUCGCCGAGAAGAAGCAUAAAUUUCAAAUUGGUGAUGAUGAAAAUGCACCCUGCGCCUCGUCAUAUGUUCCCAUUUCAAAAGAAGAUCACAAUGAUGAAGAUUCAGCUGCGCCGAUUCAAAAACCAUCGUUGACACAAUCGGAAAAUGCAGUCGGAACAUCGGCGCCUCUUUCGACAAGAAGUGCACAAUCGAAAAGUUCGCCGAUUUUGGCGAAUGAAAAGGCGGUGCAGAAGAAGUUGUCGAAGAAUGAGACGAGGAAGAGUAAAAUGGGAAAAGUUCGGAAAUGUGAGUUUUUUUUUGCUCAAAAAAUCAUUCUGACAAGUUGCGGCGCCUUGAGAACCUGUUUGCCAAGCAGCCGCUCCUUGAGAGCUAGUAUGUCAAGCAGCCUUGCCUAUAGAGCUUGUAUAGCAAGCAGCCGCGCCUAUAACCCUUGUAUGUCAAGCAUCCGCGCCUAGAACCCUUGUGUGGUCAAGCAGUCGCGCCUAUAGGCCUCAUGUUCUAGUUUUUCAUCUCGAAUUUCGAUUUUCAGACAAAUUUGGACUCCAAAUUCGAAUUUUUCAAAAACAAAAAAAAAUACGUUUCAAAAUUUUGAUAUAAUUUAUUAUUAAUUUUUUCUAUAUUAGUGCAAAAUUGAAACCAAGAUUUAAUGUAUUUACAAUAAUUAAAAAAAAAUUUGGAAAAUUUUCUGUCAAAAAAUUUAUUUUUUAUUUUUUUUCUUGAAUCACCGCAUUUCAGAAAAUCUGAAAUAUUAUGCAAAUUUUAUUUUUAAAAACCGAAAAAAAUACGUUUCAAAAUUUCAAUAUAAUUUAUUAUGAAUUUUUUUUCAAUACUUGACUAUAUUAUAAUCACAAAAAUAAAUUGAAACCCAAAUUUCAAGUGAGAAAAAAAAAAUAAUUAAAUUUGGAUGAAAAUUUUGAAAUUAUCGAUUUUUGGAUCAAAGUUCAUGAAAAGUCGCGCCUAGAGAAUCAUUCUGACAAGGUGCGGCGCCUUGAGAGCUUGUAUGACAAGCAGCCGCCCCUUGAGAGCUUGUAUGACAAGCAGCCGCCCCUUGAGAGCUUGUGUGACAAGCAGCCGCGCCUUGAGAGCUUGUAUGUCAAGCAGCCGCCCCUAUAGACCUGUCUAAAACCCACAUCAAAAUUUCCAGUCUUCUCCACAUCGGACGGUGCAAAAUCUCGUGCCAGCGAGCCAUCAAUCCACGUCUCUGCCAGCACUGACGCACAUCGAACCUCCAAUCCCGAAUCAAUGCCGAAUCGCCCCGCACCAAUCAACUUCAACGAACUCCAAAUCUCUCAACCACCCGGUCUCGACUCGCAUUGUCCCGACGAAUCCCUUCAACGCAUCUACAUUGACACGAAACGUCAGCCGCCCAGAUAUGCGAUCAAUAAAAUGUUGGCCGAAGCACACGAGAAGGAUAUUGUGCAGGAUAAUUAUAAUGAGCGCAGGAGAAGUGUGCCGAACGAAGGGGAACCUGUGAAAUGUGCGCCGGAUGGUAGACCCGAUGCCAAUGGGCCUAAUAGAAUUGUCAGAAAUUCUGAUGAGCAUGUGACUGUGUUCCCGAUUAUGGAGGUUGAUAGAGCGUGUAAAAAUGAAUCAAUCAAUAAUGGGUUUAAAUUGUAUGUGGUUACACGAUGUAUUGAGCCGAAAACCUAUCGACAUGCGGAAGCUUUUAUGAAUGUGACGCAUGAAAAACAGAAAAUUGUGAAUGAUGAGGUUUACGCGAAAUCGCAACGUGGAAAAAGCUACGUGGAUUUGGAGCCGAAACUCGCGGAUUUGGGAGCGGGGAAGACGUGGCCACCGGUGAUACAAUAUGGAAAUGUUGGAAUGGCUGGGAAUGGAGGGGAGGCGGAGACGUUGACUGAUGAAGUUUAUAGAAGUGAUUUGAGAGCGAGGGAUGAGCGGUAUUGUAGAUUUUUCUAUAAGCAGAGGAGGAAUUCGAUUAGUAGAUAUCCCAGUGCGAGUCAUGUGUGAGUUUUUUGGGGUUUUUGUGGCGGAAAUUUGAUUUUUCAACAAAAAUUUGAAUUUUGAGCUAAAUUUUCACCUAAAAUUUUGGCCAAAAUCUGAAAUGAUAUGUGAGUUUUCUGCAAAGCUCAAAAUUAGUCAUAUUUUUCCAAUGCAGAAAAACUAGUCUUUGAUUAGAGACAAUGCUGAAAUUGAGAGAGCAUUUUCCACCAAAAAUACUUUAAAUGAUCGAAUUUUCGCACAACACUACAUUAGGCUUCUGUCUUUGAUGAAAUUUUGAUCAUGGACAGCUUUUGGGCUACUCAACAAGUGCCAAAAUUAACUGUAUAUUUUGUUUUUUAACUCAACGAUUUUUACCUCAAAAAUGAUUGAAAAUUUGAAUUUUCAGCAGAAAUUUUUGAUUUUUGAAGAAAAAGGCAUGAAAGCAAAAAUUUUCGAAGAAUAAAAAAAAGAUUUUUAUUGAUUUACUUUUAGAAUUGAACGUUUAGAUUUCAAAAUUUCGCGCCAAGCUUGAAUUAUUGAUUUUUCUAAAUUGUUGAAUUUCAGCACAAAAAUUUAAGAAAUCAAUAUUUUUUAGUAGCUUCGUGAAAUUUUUAGCAUCGAAAAUUUGUUUGAAAUUUUCCGACAAUAUUGAAUUUUAAAGUUCUUAAGUUUUGCUAAAUUUGAAGAUUUCAAGAAAAACUUUGUGAAAUUUGAAAUUUUUUCAAGAAUUUUUUUUAUUUUCAAGUUGGCGGGAAAUUAAAAAAAUUGAACUCUCGCGCGAAUUUUUCUGAAUCAGAAGUUUCUGGCCAGAUUUUCCAGAAAAUCCGGAAAUUUUUGACCAAAAUCAGAAAUUUUCCAUUUUUUUUGCAAAAAAAUUGAUUUUUUUGCAGUUGCCCAUUAACUGGACAAUGUAUGGAAGGAUCAAUGAGAUCGGAAAGAUUAAAUACCCUAACUUCUUAUGGAGAAACUUCGAAAGGCGAAAGAGCAACAACGCCAAUUGUAAGUUCCCCUGGUUUUUCCCAUUUUUCUCCAGAAUCCCGAUAUUUUGCAGGAUAAUUCUGGUGUAAACGCCGAAGCAAAAAAUCUAGAAGGCGGCGAAAAUGCGGAAGUUGAUCUCGAAUUAGACAUUGCUGUUGACAUGGAUGUGAGAAGUUAUCAUCCUGAUCCGGCGGCUGCAAAAUGGGAACAUUCGACGAGUAGUAGAUCGAGUAGUUCGGUAGGUACUGCAGGGGAUUGCAUAAGGUCAGAAAAUCAAUUUUUCAUGAAAUAUAUCGAAAUAUAUCAAAUCAACCAUGCUGAUCUUUAUUCUGAAGUCAAAAAUUGCCUAAAAAUCCAUGUGAGCACGUUUCUGGAGCUCCGAGUUUUGGUUUUUGACCAAAUUUUAAUAAAAUAUAGUUUUUCUAGUAGUUUUCGAUCCUCUGAUCACGAUUCCGAUGUCUAAAAUCGCAGAACUCAACUCCUAACAUGAGUUAUGACGUGGCAAAGUUCAUUCGCCUCCAAAAUGAUUGUCUUAAAGAAUUAUUAGAAUCCUUAGCAAAAAUGCUUCAAACUUUAGAAUUUUCAUCAAAAAUUGUUCAAGAAAUUUUUCUUGAUUAAUUAAAUUAGAGGAACUUGUGAGGAAUUUUUUUGGGAUUUCAGAAUUUUUGAAUAAAAAAUCCAAAGUUUUUUUUCACGAUAAAGUACAGUUUUUGUUGAGAAGCUUCUUGAAAAUAUUUUUAAAAAAAAAUUUUCAUGAAAAUCUGAAGCUUCUUCUUCUCAAUAAAAUGUUAUUUUUUCGAGCAAUUUUUUAUUUAAAAAUUCUGAAUUUCAAAAAAGUUUCUCACAAGGAAUGAUCGACAAUUUGACCCCCUGGAUUUUGAUGAUUAUUUUUGCAAAAUAACCCAUUGGGCGAGUAUAUAAAAAGCCUAGGGGGAUUUUGUACACUUCGGCCUAUUUCAAAAUUCUGAAGUUUGGAGCAUUUUCACCAUGUUCCAGGGUGGAAAAUCGAUUUUUAUAACUUUCACCACACCAAAACGCGUUGAAAAAUUUUCAUCGGAAAAACUGAACAUUAACGAUUUUCCAACAAAAUUCUCUUAUUUUCAAUUAGAAACUGAAUUUGCGGCUCAAAAUUCAUCAGGAAAAAAAAUGAAAUUUUGAAUUUUUCAUAAAAACAGGGAUAGUUCAAUAGAGCGCAUUUGUCAUUUUUGGCUCAAAAUCCAUCAUUUUUGAUGACUUUCACCACAUUCCAAAACGCGAAUUCAAAUCAAAAAUCACAUUUUCCGCCAAAUUUCACCGGAAAAGCUGAAAAUUCACUAUUUUGUCGAUAAAAAUUCUAACUGUAAUUUCCAAUUAGAAACUGAAUUUGCGGUUCAAAAUUCAUUAGGAAAAAAAAUGAAAAUUUGAAUUUUUCAUAAAAACGGGGAUAGUUCAAUAGAGCGCAUUUGCCAUUUUUGGCUCGAAAUCCAUUAAUUUUGAUGAUUUUUAGCUUGAAAAAUCGCGAAUUUUCAUUUUUUUCAAAUUUCCACCCGAAUUUUUUCCAUCAAAUACAAGAAAAAAAUUCACUGAAAAAUGUCAGUGAAAAUUGUAAUUUUGAAAAAAUUCCCAAAAAUUCAUUUUUCAAAAUUAUGAGUCUAUGCAGAAUAAUAUUUUGUAAUAAAAAUAAUUUUAAAACAUUAUACAACUACAAAAAAAAAUGUUUUUAAAUCUUUUUUAUUACAAAAUAUUAUUCUGCAUAGGCCCAUAAUUUUGGGAAUUUUUCAAAAUUACGCGAAUUUUUGAUGAACUAAAAAAGGGUUUUCGACAAGUUAUAAAAGUUGAUUUUCCACCCUGGAACAUUGGAGCUUCAGAAAAGUGCCCCCAGGGAGUUUUAUGCUAAUUUUUGACUUUGGAAUCGUGAUCACCAUGGCUAAUUUGCUAAAUGACCUUAUGCACUUCCCUAAAUCACUUAAUUUUCACAAUCAAUCAAAUCGCUGUAAUAGUUUUGGAAUCGUUUCAGAGCGAAGAUGUUCAAAUGCAACCAAAUAGUUCAAUGAUGACAACUGAUUAUUCCGGUGUUGAUUCGUCGAUGAAUGAACAACCACCUGGCACGUCGCCAAAAUUUUAA